UGCUGCUUCAACCACCCAUCCCUCCUUUACUCUCCUAUAUAAGCACCAGCUUUGAGUGAAAAAAAACUCAGACUUGAAAAAAUAUACAUAACAGUGUUGUAAACAGAGUUAUCAAUAUGGCUAGUUUUGGAGUCCGGAAGUUGGCUUCCCUGAUGCUUGUAUGCAUGGUGGUGAGUGCACCCCUGGUGGCCAAAGCAGCAGUGACGUGUAGCGACGUGGUGAAUCACUUGUUACCAUGCGUUUCCUAUGUAUCAAACGGUGGACCACUGCCAGAUGCUUGCUGCAAUGGGGUGAAGACACUCUAUGGUGAGGCUCAGACCUCAGGUGAUCGCCAGAAUGUGUGCAGGUGCAUUGAAUCAACUGUGAGGGGAAUUUCGUACUCGUCCUUUAACCUUGAUCUCGCCGCCGGUCUCCCUGACAAAUGCGGUCUCCAUCUUCCUUACAAGAUCAGCCCCUCCACCGACUGCAGCAAGGUGCAGUGAAGUUGAUGGAUCAUGAGCGAGUAACAAGUAGUUGCCAGAAGGAUCAAGUAGGGUGAAAUAAGCGGGUCCGCCAGGGGCUCUCUCUAUAUGGGGGAGCUGUAGUAAGAGUAUGUUAAAGUUAAGUACUUAUUAGGUAGAGGAAAGCUGCUUUGUUGUUGUUUUCAGCUUUCCAUAAUUGGAAAAAGAAACUGAAUCCGGUUUGUGAGUGUAUCCUAAUCUUUAAUUAAGUUCCGUCACUGUCUUAAAUUUCAAAAUGAUUGCAUUUUCUUUAAUUUUUACUAAUUGCUUAUGCCAUAUGCAUUCACUUGCAGCGAAACCCCAUUUUAUUUG
This is a messenger RNA of Durio zibethinus, 812 nucleotides long. Its product is annotated as non-specific lipid-transfer protein 3-like. Gene Ontology annotation, molecular function: lipid binding. Gene Ontology annotation, biological process: lipid transport. NCBI's taxonomy places the organism in Eukaryota, Viridiplantae, Streptophyta, Magnoliopsida, Malvales, Malvaceae. The record is from RefSeq and is a predicted model, not a curated record.